Hypanus sabinus (Atlantic stingray) is the source of this 531-nucleotide messenger RNA. Its product is annotated as trypsin inhibitor ClTI-1-like. The transcript has 4 exons. Gene Ontology annotation, molecular function: protein binding. Bases 225 to 518 code for a protein of 97 amino acids. NCBI's taxonomy places the organism in Eukaryota, Metazoa, Chordata, Chondrichthyes, Myliobatiformes, Dasyatidae. The record is from RefSeq and is a predicted model, not a curated record.
GCGCCGUGCGGGCGGGCAGUACGGCGCAAGGGCGACAAAGGGGCAGACUGCGAAGAGUCCAUCCGCCAUUAUAGGUGGAUGGGGUCGUAAAGAGACCCGGAUGACAACGUGGUUAACUGGAUCAGUAAAUUUGUGGACUGGAGGGUGAAGCUGGGAGCGAGGAUAAGUACUUUGCCUUACAGCAGGCCCUGGACCAGCUGGGAAAACGGGCUGGAAAAUGGCGGAUGGAAUUUAAUACAGACAAGUACCCAGUGGCUGCUCGAUUUUACACGCCCGGUAGCUCGGAGGAAGAGCCGGACUGCGAGGAUUUCCCAGAUCUGCCCAUCUGCCCAAUGUUCAGCAAGAAGAUCUGCGGCACGGAUGGGGUGACCUACAUAAACCGCUGUAACCUCUGCCUCUACAACUGGCUGAACGACGUCCGGGUUAAGAUCAAACACAACGGCCUGUGCGUGAAGCCGGAGCGAGCAGAGGAGGGAGGCAGAGCGUCCGGGGGCAAUCGGGAGUCCUGGUUUGAAUAAACGUAACUGCACC